Molecule: messenger RNA, 2772 nt
Organism: Boleophthalmus pectinirostris (great blue-spotted mudskipper)
Lineage: Eukaryota; Metazoa; Chordata; Actinopteri; Gobiiformes; Gobiidae
Gene: cep72
Product: centrosomal protein 72
Exons: 14
Coding region: 22-1617 (531 amino acids)
Molecular function (GO): protein binding
Source: RefSeq, a predicted model, not a curated record
AGCAUCAGCAGUUCGAAAAGUAUGGCGGCGGAGCUGAUUACUCUGACAGAGCAGUGGAUACGAGAUAAACUUCAGCUGACGCAUCCUUGUCUCGGUGAUGUCCGGUCCCUAAGCCUGCCUGGCACAUACGAGCAGAAGAUACAACAUUUAGGAACUGGAUUAAAGAGCUUCAUACGUUUAAAGUCUUUGGAUCUUUCCUGUAAUGCUCUUGUGUCUAUUGAGGGAGUGCAGCACCUGAAGACCUUGGAGAGACUUAUCUUGUAUUAUAAUGCCAUACCUUCUUUGGAUGAAUUAAACAUUCUGUUUGAAUUGCCUGCAUUAAGAGAGCUUGAUGUCCGGCUAAAUCCUCUGACAAAAAGAGAGCCACACUAUCGCCCAUAUAUUGUGCAUGCAAUGCCUAAACUACGGAAACUAGAUGGCUGUCCGGUAAGAGACACUGAUCGCAAAGUUGGCAUUAUGAAAUUCCCAUCCGAUGAUCCGCCUCAAAAAAAAGAUGUUUGUGUAAAAGUAUCUCCAGACAAAAGUCAGAGGUUGGCUUUGGUCGACCGUAUCUGCCAGAGGCUCUCUGUCCAUAAAGACUCAGAUGAUAUAGUGCUAAAUUUUGCUACAACAAAUCUUGAAGACCAGACUGAAACUUGUGUACAGCAUGGCAACAAAGAAAAAAAAAGAGCUUUUUAUGAAGAGAGGAGUUCCACACCCAAACAGGAUGCUGCUAAAUCAAUUUUGAGGCAUCCAUCUGCACAUUAUGAUAAAUGGAAGUCUGAAGUGCCUCCAGAGAAAUCCAAACAAAUUUGUGAAACUGUUUCUCUCAAAGGAACAGAAAAACCUAAGGUGUCUUUUGGUCCUUAUAUUGAGAAAACAAAGCCUUUAUUUGAGAAACUAAAAAUAAAGGAUUCUAAACAAAGUAGACGCCAAGCCAAAGGACAUUUUACUCCACAUCCAGACCAAACUGUACAUCCUGGCUCAUAUUUUGGUGAUAUCCAGACUCCUAGUCCAUGUCAUCUUGGAGCAUAUUUGUCUAACCCUGCUAACCCAAUACUGCAUCCACCAAGACUCACUUACUCAAGUAUUCACAAUAGAGAAGAGGGUGGUGGUUCCUCACAGCAAGAAGGAAAGAAGAAGAAGGGGAGUUACAGGAAACCACUCGAGAUGCUCCUGAACCUCGUAGAUAAACACUGGAGGGGAGAGAGAUCCCUGCAUCAAAACAACAACUUCCUGUCUCAAGCUGUGCAGAUCCUCUCUCUGAUGGAAAGCAGUAUUUCUAGUCGGGAGGCAGAGAUCAAGAACUUAAGACAACAAAUGGAUUCACUGAACUCAAAGACUGCAGCAAAAGAGGAACAACACAAAACGGAAAUCCAAAAUCUGACCUCUCAGCUAGAAGAGGCAUAUGCUACUGUUGGUAAACUAAAUGAGCAGCUGAGGAUAGUCUUAGAGGAAAAUGUGUCUCUGCAAAGACAACUAAUUAAGUUUGAAAAACAGUAUCUCAAGUCGAUGAUAAAAACAUCACCUCAUGCUCAAAUUCAAGAGGCUCAAAUAGAAGUGGAGGAUUUGAGGAGAGAAAUUGAGAUCCUUAAGGAGAAAGUGCACAAAUCUGAAUAUAAGGAAGCUGUGAAAUAAACAGGAAAGGUGCUGAGAUGAAGAUGGGCUGAAAGACUUUUAUCAAAUGCCAGGUUUUCGUCACCAAACUCUAUUUAACAUGGUUGCAUAUUUAUUUCAAAACUUCAUUCAAAAAAUAGUGUUGACUUUAAAUAAAUGUAUUAUGUAUGUUUUAACAUUAAGAAUUGUUGUGUUAAUUCUAUUUGAAAACAUGCUAUUGAUCAAAAUAAGAUAACUGAAUGGAGCAAACAAUUACAUAAUACAAUUAUUUAAAAUCUGCUUCUUUUUUGUAUGUUAUGUGUAUGUAUAUGCUCUUUUUAGCAUUAGUUUUUGCAAACCUCCAUUUAAAAUCCAUAUGUUUUAAUUAUUCUGAGGAGUGGUUAAUAAGUAUAGAUUACUGCUUUUUCUGAAUUAGCUGCAGUUUGUGAGUUUUUAGGUCAGUCUCCAUCUGCUUUCAGAGCAGUGGACUGAAUGCUGCUAGAUCCAGCUGCACUGUGACUUUAUUUGUAUGUGUGCCUAAGGGCUGGACCACUACGCUCUGUGCUAACCUGCACUGGCUGAGCUGCUGCUAAAAUGAAAGUGGAUGUUUUUAUGUGAAUGUUACUGUACAGGUCACUGGUCUGCGCUGCUGAAACAGAGAUGCUACUAACUAGAUUAGACCCUUAUGGUGUGAAAUAACUAUUUAUUUUAAAGGACCCCUAUAGACCCAAGCAGCAGAGAAUAGGGGCUAUUUAUUGUUUUUAAAUGCAUUACAAAUCAUGAACAUACAUUAAGAGCUCUAAAGAACAAAACACACUGCAUGCACCAAGGGGAAAUAGUACGUUAAAUGCAUAUGAAAAAAUAGACAAUAAUUCGUCCACAUUGAAAGUGCACAGCGUUGAGCACAAAAAGCACUACUGUAGAAACUAUAAAACAACGAAACGCUGCUAGACAGUCAUUAAUGCAUGAUUCUUCAUUAGCUUAGGCUACAGGUAGUUUGACAAAUACUGUAAUUAUUAGGCUGCAAAAAUAUCCAUAUACAAAAGUAGCAUCCCUUUUUCCAUUUUGUGUGUAAACAGCUUUUCUCUUUGUGCCUGACUCAACCUUAUUGUACUAUGAAAACAAAUGAUGCAUUACAGCUUUGUACAUGUCAUUGAUACACAUUGAUUUCAAGCAAUACAAAUUUUAUGGUCCCAA